AAUACCUGAACAUGGAAAGAGAAUGAUAGCAUCCUUCGUGGAUUAACAUUAAUAAAUGUCUAAAAGACAAAAUGAUAUUGCUGUUGAUUUCAGGACUUGCGAGCAAAUAAGUGUGAUUUUCCACUUAAUUCCUGGCCGCCGAGUACCGCCGACUGACAGAGUAUCACAAAAGCUGCUUUAAUUUGUAUGCACAGAAAUAUCUCUCCUGCUUGCUUGGCCUUUGCUGGCUUUAAUUAAAUUUACUAUACUAAUUGGAUGCCUUUACCAAAUUAUAUGGCAGAAAAUCUAGAAAGAACUUAUCAAGUGAUGAGAACAUCAAAAUGCAUUUAAGUAUGAUUGAGAAAAAGUCCUAGCCUUUAGAGGUGGGAGAUAGUGUGGACUACUGACCAUGUCGUGGUAUCGGAGGACAGCUGUCUUAGCUGUUCUCUGUAGUUUAAUCUAUUGCUCGGAGACAUCCGUUACCUUAACCGUUAUGGCUCCAGCCUCGCCAAAGUCUCGCCUGUUCUCGUUGUCAAAAAUCAUCCCAGCGGUUAAUCUUGGAAUUAAGGAAGUGCAAAGGCGGGAAAUUUUACUUCAUGUAAAUGUUACCUUUGUUGAUACGGAGGAAUCUGCCAUUAAAGCCCCUGUUGAAGCAUUUAAAAUAGUCAGAGAGGGUCGACAGAACGUGUUUCUGGGACCAGUGGGGGACUACGCCCUCUCACCGGUUGGUCGUUACGCCCCCUACUGGAACAUCCCUAUCCUGACCCCCGGAGGAUUUUCACAUGAUUUUAAAGUUAAUAGGAAAAGCGAGUACCCCACCUUAAUUCGAACAGGGCCAAGUUUUGACAGUGUGUCCGCCUUUAUAGACCAUAAGAUUCUGCAGCGUUACAAAUGGCGGAAGAUCAGCCUUUUGUAUGAUAGAAAUGACCGAGGAUUGUUUAGUGGGUUUGACUACCUUUUGGGAUCAGCUUUUGUCGUACAACUGCGGGAUAAUUCUAAGCACUUGGAUUACGAUAUUAACACCUCAUUGCUGCAUCAUGUCCCCUCCAGUAGGAAUUAUACUAAAACACUGGUGGAGGACGUGGGAGGAAGGUAUGGGGGGUCUGUUUUCUAUAACAUUUCGAGAUCAAGUCAAACAUUUCCCCCAAUCCUGUGGCUGCUUCUAACAUGGAGUGUAUACUGUGUGUCGGGGGCAAGGAUUCCGCUCAGACUGACUACAAUGGCCCCCAAGUUUCCAAGGGAAAGAAUGUUUUCCCUGACAAAAAUUAAACCUGCCAUUAAACUUGGAAUAGCAGAAGUGCAGCGACGUCAAAUUCUUCCAAACCAUGAAUUCAAUCUCACGUUUGUUGACACAAAGGAGAGUUCUAUUGUGGGCCCAGUACAGUUCUUUAAUUUCAUUCAUCAGGGAGGAGAGAACCUCUUUCUAGGACCCGUGGCGGAUUACACCCUGUCCCCUGUAGCGGGGUAUGCCCCGUUUUGGAAUGUGCCUAUUCUAACCCCCGGUGGCCUUUCUCAUGAUUUCAGGAAAAAGAGAGCAGAGGAAUAUAAAACACUUACCCGCAUCGGUCCGGGAUUCGACAGCACGGCCAGAUUUCUAGUAGAUGACGUGAUGAGAAUUCAUAACUGGAAGCGCGUGAGCCUGAUUUACGACACGGAUAGCAGAGGACUGUUUCACGGUUAUGAUUUCCUUUUAGGGUCAGCCUUUAUAAAUCACUUCAAAAGCUCCCUCGGUUCUGAUGUCAGAUUUGACAUCCUAACACCGGACCGGGAACAUGGCGAGAUUCUCAAAGACACGGUCGGUAACCGAUUUUCUG
Saccostrea cuccullata (small rock oyster) is the source of this 1793-nucleotide messenger RNA. RefSeq lists its product as uncharacterized. The annotation marks the transcript as partial. Gene Ontology annotation, biological process: signal transduction. NCBI's taxonomy places the organism in Eukaryota, Metazoa, Mollusca, Bivalvia, Ostreida, Ostreidae. The transcript is spliced from 3 exons. The record is from RefSeq and is a predicted model, not a curated record. Gene Ontology annotation, molecular function: peptide hormone binding; signaling receptor activity.